AUGUACACGCCCUCGUUCAUGGGUCUCUUGACCUCUUGUCUUUCAAUAUGCUCCGUCACGUUCGCAUUUCCGACUGAGCGCCGGAUCGCCAACGACAGCUCCGCCGGUGUCCAGACAUACUUCAACCUUAAUGGCGCGGCCCAUGGCGAGAGAUCGAAGUCUUUAACCGCAGACGGCUACCGGAUGAUCUCCCUGAGCGCAUACGGCACCGCACCGAACGCAAACUACGCCGCCGUCUGGGUCAAACGAGAUGGAAACCCUUUUGAAGUGAUUUACGACGCAGACGAAUCAACCUACAACUCGUGGUUCGACUCGUGGAAGGCCAAGGGCUACGUCUCAACGCACGUCUCCGCCACAGGACCGGCCGGUAGCGCCGUCUUCGCGGGCGUCAUGGAGAAGGCCAACGUCACCAACUGGGCACAGCUGUGCGGCAUGAAGAGCCCCUACGCGUACGACAACGCCACGGACGGCAUCCCGAUGUUGGUGAAAGACUUCCGGAUGUACGGCACCCCCGGAGACCGCAGGUACUGCAUCCUCGGCCACGAGAAUGUCGGCAACCAGCUCUCCACGAUCUUCUACACCACGAACUACUCCAUUAACUACGCGGAUAUCUACUCCUCCGAGCUUGCCAAACGCUUCUGGCGCCCCUCCCGUCUCUUCUUGUCCGACGAUCAGGUGAUCACGCCCCAGUUCGUCGAUACUUCGGUCGGCAAGUGGGUAGCUUUGGAUGGCCUCACCGGCGCUGAGCUGGCCGCCGAGAUCGAGUCGCAGAAGGCGGAGGGCUUGUACCCAAUCGACCUCCACGGCGGCGUCUCGGGAGCAGACGUCCGCUUCUCAGUCAUCUUUGCCGAGCAGGACAUCCCCGAGACCCGAAAGUGGUCCGCCACCGGAUCUUUCACCGGGUUCAAGGACAACGACGCCGCGGCGGCGGCCUUUGACUCGACCAUGCAGACCUGGAUGACGAAGAACGGCGUCCGCCAAGCCCAGAUUGCGAUUGCGCUGAACGGCACCGCCAUCGCCGAGCGCAGCUACACCUGGGCGGAGAGCAACCGCGCCGUCGUGCAGCCAGAUGACAUUUUCCUGCUUGCCAGCGUCAGCAAAAUCUUCGUCCACGCGGCCGUCUACAACCUCAUCGAAGCCGGGAAGCUGAACUACUCCACCCCUGUCUAUCCCCUACUCGGAUACAAGCCGGUUGACGAGCGGGCGAACGAGAUCACCAUCGACCACCUCCUCAGGCACACCUCCGGCUAUAACCGUGACAAGUCCGGCGACCCGGGCUUCAUGUUCCGCGACAUCGCCUUUGCGCUCUUCAACGGCACCCGCGCCGCGACGCUGCGCGAUGUGAUUGAGUACCAGCUCACGCGCACGCUCGACUUCGCGCCGGGGACGGACUAUUCCUACUCCAACUACGGCACCAUGCUGGCGAGCUACGUCGUGAGCAACGUUACCGGCGUCCCUUAUCUCGACUUCCUCAAGCAGAACAUUCUCGGCGACCUCGACGUCAGGCUCUACGAAACGGACGGGGCGAAGCACGUUGACGACCGCAUCGUCCAGGAGAGCAAGUACACGGGCUACGACCCGGUGGAUCCUGACGCAUACCGACUUGUCCCGGGACCGUACGGAGGCGACGGCGCCAUCAAGGAGGAGUGCAUGGGAGGGUUCUCUUUGGCGGCCAGCGCAAGUACAGUUGCGAGGUUUAUUGGAUCCCAUGCUGUGGCGGGAACUGGUGGCCGAGCGGUCUAUUCUGAGCGCGAUGGUACUGUUGUGGGUGCGAGGUCGUUUGCGUCAAGUCGACCUGAUGUCGAUUGGGCUUUGACGUUGAAUACGAGGGAGUACAUCUCCGAGGCCGAGUUUGAUGAUUUGAGAUACUGGAAGAUACCCUUUACAUUUGAGGAUGUGCAGCUAGCGUAG
Molecule: messenger RNA, 1911 nt
Organism: Colletotrichum chrysophilum
Lineage: Eukaryota; Fungi; Ascomycota; Sordariomycetes; Glomerellales; Glomerellaceae
Exons: 1
Coding region: 1-1911 (636 amino acids)
Source: RefSeq, a predicted model, not a curated record